UUCGCAGCCCGGGUUUCACCUCCGAGCUGGCGGCGUCGGGAACCCCGAGGAACCGCUGCUGCUUCUUCCACAACCACCUCCUCCUCCUCUUCCUCCUCCUCCCGUUCCGUAGGACCGGCCGGGAGCGCGGGGUAUGGAGGAAGAGAAGCAGCAGAGGAAGAGGAGGGUGGAGGGGAGCAGCAACCGGCGGCGGCCCCCCCGGGGCUGAGCCAUGAGAGUUCACCGAGACCUCAGCUGGCUGGCGGAGGCCACCGGACGCCCAGGGCGGCGGGCGAGGAGCGGGAUGCUGGACGCCAUGGAGGUGCCGAGCCACUCGCGGCAGCUGCUGCUGCAGCUGAACACGCAGCGCACCAAGGGCUUCCUGUGCGACGUGAUCAUCGUGGUGCAGAACGCGCUUUUCCGCGCGCACAAGAACAUCCUGGCCGCCAGCAGCGCCUACCUCAAGUCGCUGGUGGUCCACGACAACCUGCUCAACCUGGACCAUGAGAUGGUGAGCCCCGGCAUCUUCCGCCUCAUCCUCGACUUCAUCUACACCGGCCGCCUGGCCGAGUGCGAGCCGGGCAGCGAGCAGAGCCUGGGUGCUGUGCUGGCUGCCGCCAGCUACCUCCAGAUCCCCGGCUUGGUGGCCCUGUGCAAGAAGAAGCUGAAGCGCAGCGGCAAGUACUGCCACCUGCGCGGGGGCUACGCGCCCUACAAGCUGGGCCGCGGGCUGCGGGCCGCCACGCCGGUCAUCCAGGCUUGCUACUCGGGGACGCCGCGGCCCGUGGACCUGCCUCCCGUGGAGCCGGCGGCGCCUCUCAACACGCAGUGCGGGGAGCUGUACGCCUCGGCCGCCCAGGGCGCCCCGCUGCACCCCCACGGGCUGUGCCCGCCCGAGCGCCACUGCUCGCCGCCCUGCGGCCUCGACCUCUCCAAGAAGAGCCCCACCGGCCCCUCCGCCCAGCUCCUGCCCACCGACCGCCUGCUGCCCAGCGAGCCCCGCGAGCCCUCGCUGCCCCCACGGCACGACAGCCCCCCGGUCAGCGCCGGCCUCCUGGGCAGCCACGCCGCUGCCUACAAGGACUCCCCGCCGGGCGCCGAGCCGGGGGGACACCCCCACGCCCCCGACCCGUUCCGCAGCACGCCGCCCUGCGCCGAGCCCCCGCUGCCCCGCGCCGACGGGCGAGAGCUGAUGUACCGCUGGAUGAAGCACGAGCCCCUGGGCCCCUACCUGGACGAGGGGGAGGCGGAGAAGGAGCUGGAGCGGGAGGAGAAGGCCGAAUCACCGCCUGCGGCACCGCAGCCCCGCUACCCCAGCGUGGAGAGCAACGACCUGGAGCCUGACAACAGCACGAGCGAGGAGACGGGCAGCAGCGAGGGCCCCUCGCCUGGAGACGCGCUGGACCGAUACUGCAACCACCUGGGCUACGAGCCGGAGAGCCUGGGUGACAACCUGUACGUCUGCAUCCCCUGCGGCAAGGGCUUCCCCAGCUCCGAGCAGCUGAACGCCCACGUGGAGGCCCACAACGAAGAGGAGCUCUAUCACAAGGCGGCGGCCGAGCAGGCCGUGCCCUUCCUGGACAAAGGUGGCCCGGGGCUGGGUGACAUCUUGCGGCCUUACCGCUGCUCCUCCUGCGACAAGUCCUACAAGGACCCGGCCACGCUGCGGCAGCACGAGAAGACGCACUGGCUGACGCGCCCCUACCCCUGCACCAUCUGCGGCAAGAAGUUCACGCAGCGCGGCACCAUGACCCGCCACAUGCGCAGCCACCUCGGCCUGAAGCCCUUCGCCUGCGACGCCUGCGGGAUGCGCUUCACCCGCCAGUACCGCCUGACCGAGCACAUGCGCAUCCACUCGGGCGAGAAGCCCUACGAGUGCCAGGUGUGCGGCGGCAAGUUCGCCCAGCAGCGCAACCUCAUCAGCCACAUGAAGAUGCACGCGGCCGGCCCCGACGGCAAAGCCAAGCUGGACUUCCCCGACAGCGUCUACGCCAUGGCCCGGCUCACCGCCGACCAGCUGGGGCUCAAGCAGGAGAAGGCGGCCGAGCUGCUGUCCCACACCUCGCACUUCCUCAGCGACCCCAAGGCCAUGGAGAGCCUCUACCCCCUGGCCAAGUUCACGGCCGAGCACCUGGGGCUGAGCCAGGACAAGGCGGCCGAGGUGCUGGCGCAGGCUCCGCACCUGCACACCGAGGCCGCCCGGACCAUAGAGCGAUACUCGCCCCCCUAGCACCGGCCUGACC
Messenger RNA from Melospiza georgiana, 2222 nucleotides. It is a transcript of the gene HIC1, whose product is annotated as HIC ZBTB transcriptional repressor 1. Gene Ontology annotation, molecular function: RNA polymerase II cis-regulatory region sequence-specific DNA binding; protein binding; DNA-binding transcription factor activity, RNA polymerase II-specific. The record is from RefSeq and is a predicted model, not a curated record. Lineage: Eukaryota; Metazoa; Chordata; Aves; Passeriformes; Passerellidae. Gene Ontology annotation, biological process: regulation of transcription by RNA polymerase II. The transcript is spliced from 2 exons. Gene Ontology annotation, cellular component: nucleus. Bases 212 to 2209 code for a protein of 665 amino acids.